Messenger RNA from Syngnathoides biaculeatus (alligator pipefish), 6961 nucleotides. It is a transcript of the gene luzp1, whose product is annotated as leucine zipper protein 1. Bases 439 to 3549 code for a protein of 1036 amino acids. The transcript has 7 exons. NCBI's taxonomy places the organism in Eukaryota, Metazoa, Chordata, Actinopteri, Syngnathiformes, Syngnathidae. The record is from RefSeq and is a predicted model, not a curated record.
GAGGGGGAUGAACUUGUCUUCUCCGCGGCCGCAGUGAGGACGACUGGGGCCGCACGAGCAACACUCCAAGCCGCCGGUGGCAGCUUUUUGUGGAUUUACCGCUCUCCCUUGCCGAUUUGACGACGGGGCGCAUUUGAAGGAUGGAGACUUUGGGAAGAGGCGCUUAACAUGUCAGAGAUGAGGGAUGUGUCUGAAAUAUGACAGAUUCAACUUCUAAAUACCAAGCUGACAGAACAUUAAAAGCUUUACAGCACCACUUGUAGACAGCACAGUAAAACCGGUCUCAGAUAGAUUCAAGUCACUUUCACAUCAGCCUUUGUCAAACAUUGAGCUUGUCUUGAUAUCAACACAACACAAAUGUGGACCUCUGCAAAUGCUCAAAUAACCUGAAGAAAAUAUUAACACACACACACACACAAGAAAAAAACCUUUGUAGCCAUGUCUGACAUGACACAUCGCCACCUGCGGCACAAAUUACAAAGUCUCAGUCGACGCCUUGAUGAACUAGAGGAAGCCACUAACAAGCUACAGAAGUCAGAAGAUGAGUUGCUCGACAUUCAGGACAAGAUCAUCCAGGCAGAAGGCAGCAAUUCAUCUUUGCUUGCUGAUGUAGAGGCUCUGAGGAAACGGCUCCUGAAAAUCCAAGGUAAAGAUGAGGAGGUUCGCAAAGCGGAAGACCUCUGCCGUACAGUGAGGGAGAAACUGGAAGAGGAAGAAAACCUAACUAUGGAGCUGAAGGCUGAGAUUGAACAUCUGCAGCGAAGGAUGGCAGAACUAGAAAAACUGGAAGAAGCUUUUGGUAAAAGCAAGUCAGAUUGUUCACAGCUUUGUCUCAGUCUCAAUGAAGAGAAGAACCUAACCAAGAAGCUAUCAACUGAGUUAGAAGUCCUCAAAGGACGCCUAAAGGAAAUGGAGGGGUCUGAGGUGAAACUGGACAAAGCAGAGCAAGCUUUAGCUGCAGACCUAGACAAGCUUAAGGGAUUCUGCCAGACUUUUGAGAAUGAACAUAAGAGGAUACGGGAGAAACAAAGAGAAGAUGAGAAGCUCAUUCUAAAACUCACAGAGAAAUUGGAGCGCAUUGGCAUGUCAGUAGAUCCUGGUCGCGCAGGCUUUAUGAGGACAAGAAUUGAAGAGGAGCUGUCUUCCACGGGCAUCCACACCAGUAACCUGACCGGACGCAAAAAGAGCCUCGACUACAACAUUGGGUUGUUGAAUAAAUCCGAGAAUCAGAAGAACAGUGGUAUUGCUGGGUCACCUGAGGAGGACAACAAAGUCAAGGAGUUGACACAGGAAGUUGAACGGCUUAAGAACCGCCUCAAACAGCUGGAAAUUGUGGAGGGUGACCUCAAGAGCUCAGAGUUAAAAAAUGGUGAGCUUCACGAAAAGUUCCAGAUGGAAUGCAACCGGGCGCGCCAACUGAGCGAGCAGGUGGAACAGCUCAGGACACAGCUGUGUAGUAAAGUUGUAAUCAGCGGUAACGGCUCGAGCAAUGUGGAGAAGCAAGGCAAAGGAACCACUAACAUCUGCCCCAACAGCCCUGCCAAGCACCUGGAGAAUGGCAAAGCUGAGAGUGAAGAGAUUGUGAAGGGAGGUUUCAGGCAAGAGAAGCCCAAGUAUCGAAGUGCUGCAUCCGUCACAGAGCCUAGCUCGCCUAAGCACAGGAUCAGGGAGUUGUCUCCUCAGCAUAAGAGAGAAACCAAGCUGAGGACAAAAGAGCUCAGCAACCCAGAGGAAAGUUCAGCAAUGUCUUCGAAGAGGACCCUCAGUCCUGCACACAAAAGUAGGAGGACGCCCAAAAACCCUAGUAGUCUUAUUCCAUUUGAUAAUGGCUUAAAAGAGGCGGUCAGAGGAACAGAGGAAAAAGCAUACAAGGGAGUUAUGUAUAGCUCUUUAAAUACACCAUCCGGUGAUCUUAAAAAAGUGUCUGUUCUGAAUCGCUACCCACCAGCAGUUAAUGACCAGAAGCCCCUAAGGACAGCUCACAGGCAGAUUGACGGGGAGACCAAAAAGAACAGAAUAGAAAAGAUUUCAAAAUUGUAUGGAGGCAGUGACAGUGAAUCAAACAGCUCAGAUAUGCUGGAGAGCACGACCGCUGCUCUAGAGAGGGACACAGAGCUCACUUCAGACCAGGAAUCAAUAGACCCAAUUCAAGGUUCUGCAUCUGUUGCCUCCAGCCUGACCAAGGCUAAUGGAUCUUACAAAGCUUACAGAUCCAAUGUUAAUCAACUGCUGCCAAACGACCAGGGGUCUGAGGGUCAUUCCUCUGCUUCAGAAACGGAGUCUACUGGUUCAAGGCCCUCAGAACCAGAGACUGUAAAUGAAACAACUACUACAACCCGGAGCAGUAGGACUGCAACCUCUACAUAUUCAAGAUAUUCCCAUGUCAAGGACUCUUAUUCAGAGAGUUCUUCCUCCAGGUGCUCAUUCGAUGAAGAGCUCCACAGCCGACCAAAUUUAGUCGAGGGAGGUGGCAACAUUUCAUCUGUGCUUGAAGUCCAACGAGUUUGCAGUCCACGUGAGGCACUGAGGUCAAAAGCGGUAAUCAAACCUGCUAUUGUUGAGAUAGACAAAAAAGAAAUAAUGAUUUCGGAGCCCUUGCCUGCCAACGGCAAGCCCAGGAUAUCCACCAAACCCAUAUUGACCAACACCAGUAAAAUGACCAGCAGUAUAACAAUCUAUCCCAAUGACCCGAGCUCCUCCAGAACCAGCAGCCGCAGCAGCAGUGUGUCCAGUGAGCCCUUGUCCGCCAAGGAACGCCACACAUCCACCAGUAACUUUCUCAUAGGCCCGAGUAGUGAACUCCAUGGCAGCAUCUCAAUCCCCUGCGAAAUCUCCAUCCCCAAGAGCGAGAUAACUAUGCGGCCAAGCCAGGACCAGGAAUCUGGAUCAGGUAACCAGAAUGAGUCCUCGUCUAAGUCCAGGCUCCACAGCAACUCCAGAGUGGAGACGUCCAUGAGGCACACUGCCUACCAACGAAGCAACUUUAGGCACCGGUCUCCGACCAACUCUCCUGACCUCAGCGACAUGGAUUCAGCCUUUGAAAGCUCCAGUAGCACCACCACUUUGACCAGCUGCCAAAACCAAAGUCGUAGGCAGCAUUCCCAGGAAGAGCAUUUAGUAGACAUGAAGAAUGUAACUGUGAGAAGCACCUGGAAGAAUAAAGGCACUGCCUCUGAUGAUAAGAGUAGACGAAGGGGGGGAGGAAGGGGUUCUGAGGAUGAGGCAGAAGCCACAACAACAUGGAGGGCCUAUCUCGCAACAGCGGUUGACUCUGAGGACUCUGCGAGCCAAGGACCAAGAACUCUUGGGAUUGUUUCCGCUGCAAAGUUAGCCAAGCCAAUUCCUACAGAUACGUACGUACGAACAAUCGAGAAAGAAGCUGAGGAAUCGGUGCUCCAUCGUGGUGGAAGUGCCAAGUCUCCCUCCCAUGAACUAGGAGCCCUGGGAAGGACCGUGCCUCAUGCACCUGUCACCUCUCAGUCCUGGAGCCGCUCGAACUCGCAACGAACACAGACGCAAUUUCCUGCAGGAAUUUUUGGUGUUUCGUAGACCUUUCUACACAAGAACAGGAGCCGCUAUGUUGGACGACGGCAGAACUUCUCGGUGGCGCUGCUCCGGCGGGACGCGUUAACGCCAUUUAUAGCGGGGCUGACAUUCCUCUUGGCCAAAUAUUGACUCAAAGCCACACGUGGGCAUGUUCUCACACUCGGCAAUUUGCGCCUGGACUGAAGGAACCUUUUCUUUUGGAUGACGUUGGAAAGCUUUUGUUGUAAAGUUAGGAAAGUGUGCUUCCCGCCGAGCUCUAGUGGAAAAAUAAACAAGACAAAAAAAGAAACUGCUGUUCACAGAUUUUGGAGUUUUCACACUGCAAAACGCAAAGAAUAAAUCCCUCAAAUCAUGGAAAAUUAUGCUUUCCUCUUACCAGGCAUUUUCUAUGUAAGAGGAUUUUUAUUCUUUCAAAACAAGGCGUUAUUAAGCUUUUAUUACAGGUUAUCAGAAAGUUUCCCGUAACGGUACCAUAAAUACAUUCAUAACGGUGUGAAGCUGCCCGGGCUCUCAGCUUGCUGACCAUAGAAGGAGAAUAUCGCCACCCUGACAUUUCCUCCCCCUCCCCCCGCCCUCCGCCGCCUCGGAGCAGGAAGUGACCGCAGCCGCCACGCCCACUCCGCGGGCCUGACGGCUGACUUAUUUCCUGUCUGUCGCCCUCCGAGACGCGGCGAAAGCAGUCCUGCGGUGCUCUAAUCGAAGCCAAUUAGCCCGAGUGCCAAUUAAAAAGCGCCUCCCGAGCCGACAACUCCGGCCCACCAAGUACUCGUGUAAUUACACUGUUGGAAACGACAGUAAAGGUCUCACUUUGCGAGGUCAUCGAGGUUGUGGAUGUGUCCUUGUAGCCACUAAUCUCUUAACUUAAGACUUAACAUGUUUUUCCUUUUCCUUUUUUUUUUGGGUGGAGACUUGAGCGUUUUAAUAUUACCGUGCAAGUACUACAUCCCCCAAUAAUAAAGACAUCGAAACUACACUCGCAAGAAAAUGUCCGCAGUAGACAGACGUCUCGCAUUAAAUACCCUGAAGUGGGAAUUCAACAAAUACAUACACCGUAAUUUGCGGGCUAUAAGCCGUGACUUUUUUCACACGUUUUCAACCCUCCGGUUUAUGUGCUAAUGCGGCUAAUUUGUGCGGGGUUUUUUUUAUGGCCGCAAGGGGGCCCUCGAACGGAAAAGGUAAGAGUGAGACCGGUGAAAUAUGUGUUGAGGAAGUGACUUUUACCGGCCCUGUUAGCGCUGCGCUAGCAUGUUACUGUCUCAGUGAUUUUUAAUGGUAUGUGUUUUUUUAACCGGCCCUGUUAGCGCGGCGCUAGCGUGACACUACUUUUAGCAUUAAACUCUCUGAGGAAGUGAGUUUUGCAGGCCCUGUUAGCGCUGGGCUAGUGUGUUGCUGCUGUGUUACUGCCAUGUCUCAGUGAUAUUUACUGAUAAGUUUUAUUUUAACAGGUCCUGUUAGCGUUAGCACUAGCAUGGCCCUAGCGUUAGCACUCGCAUUAGCACGGCGCUAGCGUCAAACUCUUUCUGUCUACCGUCUUUCUUUGUAAAUAUCUCGCGUUUCAAUGUGGGUUUCAAUGUAGGCACUUGCGGCUUUUACACAGCUGCGGCGUAUGUAUGUACCAAAUUGUAUUUCCUUUACAAAUAUACUGGGUGAGGCUUAUAAUCAGGUGCGCUCUCUAGGCCGGAAAUUAUGUUAUAUAGCUUUUAAUAUAAAGUCACACACACAAAAAAAAUGCCUUGAAAGUGCUGUUUAAUUUUCUUUUUUUUUUUUUUGUGGCAAUUGCGUGACCUUUGAAAUCACACCACCUGUGAGGCUUUUAUUUUGUAGGGUGAAAUAUUUACAGUUCAAACUUCUAACAUAGCAAAUUGUCACAAUUUUUAGCGGGUGGGGCAUUAAGUAUUUGAAUAGUUUUUGUUCACUAUUGCCGGCACCGUUUGGUCCGUAUCAUCCCCCCCCCCCCCCACCACCACUUGUUAGCAAACAUAAGUGUGUCUGUCAGCUUUGUUGGUUUUUUCAACAUUGUGGUUAGCUCGUUUUUCCCGCUCAUCCGCUCCACAACUUGGCUUCUCCUUCACUUUUACGAAAGAGUCGCGUUCCUGCGACUGUGACGCGAGCAGUCGCAGCGGUUUGUGCGUCAGUUUACAAAUACCUGUCAGUGUGUUUUGGAUGUCAAACGCACUCGCGGUAUCGCCGCUUGAUAAGAGUGAAGACUUGGACUGGUUAUCUGUGUGAAAAAAGUAGUUUUGAACGUUCUUAGUCAUGAUUACAGUAAAUAUUUGGACGGCAAACACUUUGAGGUCAAAGCGUGCCUUCUUUUUCUUCUCCAUCAGUGAACUACAAUAUAAUCGCACACUGUACAUGCUGUUAUAUGUCAGUACUAUGGUACACCAAGGACCACUAGAUGUCAUUAAAGUGAAAGUUUUUACGUUUUAACAGAGGCUAAAGCUAUUUUUUUCCUAUACUUGUGAGAAUCAUAAGUUUGAUUUUAUUAUGAAAUUGCUUUAACAGUCACGCUUAUUUGGCAAUUCAAAGGUCUUUUAUACGCCACAGACACAAAUGACAUUUCAUAAAAAUGUAAAAUACUUUAGUCGAGUAAUGUAUGCUCCUUGUGGUAAUAUUUAGUGAAGAGAUCGUAAAAGUUUCUUCGAAAGUUUAUUGAAAUAAUUCUUAGUGAACCAACGCAUAUUCAUAGAUUGAGUGCAGAUUUUCCUUUUCUCUGACUUUGAUGGUGGGUGGUGGGGGGGAAUCCAUUUUUUUUUUUUUUGGCUGAAAAACUCACAAAUUUGCCAAUUUUGGUGCUCAUGCCAAAGCCAUGUCUAAUAUAAAAAUGCUGCUUUGGCGCCAUCUGAUGGCAUCUUGGUGUGAUGCCAUCAUAUUGAACUUAGGGGGAGCCUCAUUUAUUCAAUUCGUCGACCCAUCUAUCCAUUUUAUUAGCCGCUUAUCCUCACAAGGGUCGCGGGGAGUGCUGGAGCCAAUCCCAGCUGUCAACUGGGAGGGUACACCCUGAACUGGUUGCCAGCCAAUCGCAGGGCACCUUGGGUGUGAUUGUGACACCUAGGGGCAAUUUAGAGUGUCCAAUUAAUGGUGCAUGUUUUUGCGAUGUGGGAGGAAACCCGAGUGGUCGCAGAAAAUCCACACAGGCACGGGGAGAACAUGCAAACUCCACACUUCGGUAUCGACCCCGGGACCUCAACUGUGAGGCCGACGUUUUACCAGGCGACCCACUGUGCUGCCUCAAUUUGUCUACUUUAAAAAACAGUAAAAAAAAAAAAAAGACAUCUUGUGGCAUCUUUAGGGAUUUCCAAACCUUUUUGUGUGGCCUUGAAUCCUCUUCAAUGAACACACAUUUUUUUCUUUGUUUUACUUGUUUACUGACUUACACACUUUUUAUUUUAAUGUUAUUUUUUUUGGGGGGGGG